GAAUGGUGUAAGCGAUUGAGGGUUGUCGUGCAGUUGGGUCUAUGACUGGGGCUUCUACGACAGGAAAUAGCAUACUCACAGUUAGUCACAGUGCUAUACCUGUUGCCUAGGGUUGUACAUAGUCGUGGUUAGGCUGUCGACUGCAGAUUACAAAGCCUAGCCCAAAGCACAGCCCGAGCUGCUUGCCAUGGCACUUCAGGCUACAAUUCAGGGCCUUAAGGCCCAGGCUGGAUCGCAACUGGGCCUUUCGGUUGCGCGUCUUUUUGCGUCCGCAGCAGCCCCAAUUAAGGUUGAGGUCAUGCCCUACAAGGUGCACCGCAUUGAUGCGCCUAGCAACAUCGUGGAGACUAACGUAACCGAGCUCAUGGACUUCUACAAGCUCAUGUACAAAAUGCGGCGCAUGGAGAUCGCGGCCGACAUGAUGUACAAGGCCAAGUUCAUUCGCGGCUUCUGUCACCUGUACGACGGCCAAGAAGCCGUUCUCACCGGCAUCGAGGCCGCCAUCACGCUCCAGGACUCCAUCAUCACCUCCUACCGCGACCACUGCCAACACGUCACCCGCGGCGGCAGCGUGGUGGGCCUUAUGGCGGAGCUGAUGGGCAAGAAGGACGGCGCCACGCGCGGCCUGGGCGGCUCCAUGCACAUCUACAACCGCAAGAACAACUUUUACGGCGGCAACGGCAUUGUGGGCGCACAGAUUCCCCUCGGCGCGGGUAUCGCGCUUGCCCACAAGUACAAGGGCGAGAAGAACGUGUGUAUCACCAUGUAUGGAGACGGUGCCGCGAACCAGGGGCAAAAGUACGAGGCGCUCAACAUGGCUGGGCUUUGGAACCUGCCGGUCAUCUUUGUGUGCGAGAACAACCACUACGGCAUGGGAACCGCGGAGUGGCGCGCCGCCAAGUCGCCCAACUUCUACACGCGCGGGGACUACAUCCCGGGUAUCAAGGUGGACGGCAUGGAUGUGUUGGCCGUGAAAAACGCGGUUGCGUUUGCCAAGGCCUACGCCCUCGCCAACGGCCCCAUCGUCAUGGAGAUGGACACCUACCGCUACCACGGGCACUCCAUGUCGGAUCCUGGAUCCACCUACCGUACUCGUGACGAGAUCAACGCCAUGCGCACGGAACGCGACCCCAUUGAGCGUGUGAAGAAGCUGCUGCUGGCCAACGGCGUGGAGGCGGCGGAGCUCAAGAAGAUUGAUCGCGAGGUGAAGAAGGAGGUGGACGAGGCGGUUGAGGCGGCCAAGGCGAGCACCGCGCCUCCGGAGCACUGGCUGUGGAAGAACAUGUAUGUGAAGC
This is a messenger RNA of Astrephomene gubernaculifera, 1295 nucleotides long. The record is from the annotation of a GenBank genome assembly. Lineage: Eukaryota; Viridiplantae; Chlorophyta; Chlorophyceae; Chlamydomonadales; Astrephomenaceae.